Macrosiphum euphorbiae (potato aphid) is the source of this 9255-nucleotide messenger RNA. The record is from the annotation of a GenBank genome assembly. NCBI's taxonomy places the organism in Eukaryota, Metazoa, Arthropoda, Insecta, Hemiptera, Aphididae.
AUGGCGACCGAAGUGGGAUCGGACAUCGCACUUAUACAAGAUGAGGAUAUGUUACGGAAAAUGUGGCAACAAACCGAGGAUUUCGGUAAGAAGAAAGAGAUUCGUAUGAGGAUGUAUAAACUUCGAGAACAACGUCUUAAAGAGUUUUAUACGACAGGAGAAAUGAUUCAAACGGAAACAACAUCUAAACGCUCAUCAACUAGAACGCAUACUGAAUCUAUUACGGAUCAAGGAUUUAUGACUAUGAAAACUAAAGAGAUCCGGGAUUCAGAAUCUCCGACAGAAGAUUAUCAACGACAAUCAAAUGCUAAUAAAAAUUAUUAUGUGUCAUCGAAAAUUGAUGAAUCGGAUGGCAAUAGAGGAAUUGUUGAAAUAGAACAGGCCAGCUCUUUAAAGCCAAAUGAAGAGUAUACUCAAAAUUCAUUGCAAACGUCCAUGUCUAGCUCUACGUCAACUAAAUGGAAAUCGUCACAGACUACUAUUUCUGUAUCAGAAGAAGUUCAAAAGGCUGAGGUAAAUUUGAAUUCCAAAUUUAUUGUCAAUGAACAGAAUAACGAAGACAGUCAGUUGAUAUACGAUACGUCAUAUAAUAAUUCAGACAGCUCAAAUAUUGAUAGUAAGGUAACUGAAUCAAUAUCUAAUACAAACGUAGACAAUAUUAAACGAGAUGAUAGUAAUAAAUAUUCAAAUGCUCAUCAUAAAGUUAUAGAAACGUAUACAUCCAACGGUGAACAAUUUGAGCCUGUAUCAGAAAAUAUAUCAAAUACAGACAGUAAUUUUAUAGAAAAUACAUACAUCUCAAAUGUUUCAUCAAACAAGUCCGAAAAUGUUGAGAAAGUAACGGAUAGUAAAAUUAUAAAUGAACUUCAUAAAUUGGACUCUUAUCUAUCCACUCAGCAGUCAACUACAGAUUCUUCUACCAAGUCAAAUUCGAUAGUUUCUAAUGAUGAUAAGAUAAUCAAGAAAGUUGAGGAUAAAGUUAUUGAUACAUCAAAAGAACAUAUCGAAGGUCAAAAUAUCACCACAUAUCAACAUUCAUACCAGCCACCUAGGAUUAGUGUUGAUUUGAGUCCAUCGCAUGAUGCUUUUGCUAAGAGCUUACGAUCAACUCCAGAAAGGUCUAGUCCAUCACCUUCCAGAGAGCGUACAAGUCCAGAGCGUAGAUUUAAAUCUGCUAGUCCUGAAAAGUAUAGAGCAUCGCCAGAGAAAUCAGGAAGUCCUACUAAAUCACUCAAUUACUCUACAAGAAGAAGAUUGUCAUCCACUCAAACAAAAGGUUUAUCAAAAAAACGAUCUAAUACACCCACUCGAGGUGACAAAUACGACUCUUCGGACGAUUCUGAUUGUUCUGGUGCAACUCAUGGCACUUAUGAUAAGUAUAAAGGUUGUGACGCUAAAAAAACCUUGUUUAAGGAAGAAAAAAAAAUUACUUCAACAUUGAAGUAUGGCCAAAAAUCCUCAUCAACAAGUCCAGUACGAAGAGAAAAAUCUCCUGGAUAUAGCAGUGAAGGGUCAGUUGGAAAAGAAGUAAGAAAGUCCUCGUCUAAAGUGAAAAAUAGCUCACAUGAAAGUAGCCCUGAAAGAAGUGCGUUUAAACCAGUAAAUAAUUAUAAGACACUUAUAACUCAACAAGUUACUCAGGAUAAUAAAAUAAAUCGUAUAACACAGGAAGAUAAUGUAUACACAAACAAUUAUAAUUCUAAAAAUAAAAUUAGUGAUGACAAACAUUUAAUUAAAGUUAUAAAACCUGAAAUCGAUAAUGAUUUAAAUGAAAAAGAAAAAGAAAAUACAGAACGGACCACAAAAAAUACUGAAAAUAAUAUCAUAAAUUCAAAAAAUAAUUCGAUUCAAGAAAAAUUCAUCACAGAAGAACAAGUGUGUACAUCUAUUGAGCACGUGGAUACUGAAAAAAUAACAACACAACCCACGUAUAGCAUUGAAGUAAACAUUUCAUCUAGGGAUAAAUCACCCUCAAAGAGUGUUAAGAAGGAAAAUAAAACAAAACAAGAUGAAUUUAUUGAAAACGAAAAAUCAAAUGUAACUAAACAGAGCACUAUUAUUAAUGAUGUAAUAACAAUAAAACCGAAAGAAAAAUCUCCAGUAAAAGAAGUUAAACCAGUUACCAAAGAUACUAAAAAAUACUCAACCAUUAAGUCGUCGGAAAAUAUAACAAAUACUUCUGACAUUAAAUCUGUUACACCUUCUAAAAAAACAAUUUCAACAGUACCAUCGUCGAUACCUUCGCCAAUUAAGAAAGUUGUACCUUCAACUUUAGAGAAAACCCCAUCUAAAAAAAACCUUAUACACAAGGAUUCAAAAGACACUUUAUUAAAUAAAACUGUUAAAAAAGACCUUUCAAGAGACAAGAUGGAUAUUAAAAUUACAAGAAGUGAUAGUAAGACUUUGAUACAUAAAAAUUCAAAAGAACGUAUCACACCAAAAAUGGUCAUCAAAAAGCCCAGUCAUGAAUUAUUAGUAGACAAAAAAACUACGAUAUCGUCUAGACAAAAAGUUACUAGUCCAGAAACUAAAACCAAGACUCUGGAAACAAUCAAAGUUCUCGAGAAGAAAGACUCAAAAAAUAAACUUAAACCUUCAAUUAGUCCACAAUCUUCACAAAAAAAGUUAGGUCUUGUAAAAUCAAUUACUGAAACAAAAACAGUAGAUUCUAAAAAGCCUACAGGAAACAUAUACUCAAAGAGGAUUCCUUCUUCGAAUGUAAUUAAACCUAGAACACAUAAUUCACCAAAAUCUGAUAUAAAUGAAACUCCAUCUAAAGUAACAAAACCGAAUACCAAAACUAUCUCAACCUCAUCCAUAGCUAAGCCUCAAAUCAAGAAAACAACUUAUUACAAUUCAAAUAAAACUACAAAAGUAGAAAUUACUAAAAAUGUAGGACAAAAAUCAAACGAUUUAGAGAAUGAAUUGCCUCCAGAUAAUUUUGAAAGUGAUACUGACUUAGACGAUUCCACCAACCAACCAAAAUAUAUUAAAAAUAUAUCAUCCAAUUCAUCAACAUCCUCUUCGUCUUCGGACGAAGACGACGAGGACAGAGAAGAUAUAAGAAAAAUUCAAGACAUUGAUAAUAUAAGAAUUGAAGCUGAAGAAGAAUACGGUAAAAAAAUGACAAACAAAGAUGCAUUAUUAAAUGUUAUUGUUCAAUUACCUCCAUCGUCUAGAGAAUCAUCACCCGAGUAUUCUGCGAGAUUUGGCCAGCCAUAUUGUUCAGUAUCAGACGAUGCAAGUUUGCCAAGAUAUGCCGAUGUUGUAAGUGAACCAGAAGAUGUCAAUGAUUACAGUUUACACAGUAACAGAUAUGAUGUAGUAACAGAUUUAGAUGAAGAAAGUAACGUCACAGUUGCUGACAGAGUUUCAAAGUUUUUAAAUAAUGUCAACAAGCAAGAAGAAAUUCAAAAAACUACGGAAAUACCUCAGAGUCCUCAAGCAGUUAGAAAAACCAAACAAAUAUUUGAAUCUAUUGCAAAAGGAAAAACUGAAGAGACCGAUAUAAAUGACGUAAUCAAAUCGGAAACAAUGAAUAUUGAAACUGAAGAAGUUCAUGAUUUAUCAAAAAAUAAUAACACACCAUCUUCUCUUUUGACAAGAAAAAUUUCUGGAGCAUCUGAUUAUAAAACUAGGAAAGACUUCUUUGAGAAUAAAAAAUCGAAUGACGUAUCCGAAAAAGUAACACAUUUAACCCCCACUAAAAUAACAAGAUCAUCGUCGAUAAAAGACAGGCGCGCAUCGUUUGAAACAAAUAUUGAUAAAAAAACACCAUUGAAAGACAAAACCAAUGUACCGAGAACAAAAUCACCAGAGUCUAAAAGUAGCUCUCCUGAUCGAACAACCAAAACUCCCAUAAAAAUAAGCAAGACAGAAACAUUUGACGUUAAAGUUGAAGAAAUAAAUAGAUCUAGAAGACUAUCGGGAUCAAAAAGUGUGAAAGACAGAACAGCUACUUUUGAAAAGAAUGAACCUACUCAAAAAUCGUACAAGGAAAAUAAAACUACUUUUAGACACCAAGUGCCAAACACACCUUUAAAUACAAGUAGGAUUUCAGAAACGCGUAUUAAGUCAGCCACAGUGACCGACACUAAAACUGCAGAUCGUGUCUUAAGUAAAAGAGUCAGAAGUCCAGAAAAACCUUCAGCUACCGAUUCGAUAAUUAAAACCAACGAUAGUGCAAGCAAAAAAGUACCAUCAAAAAGUCCCGAUAGAAAAAUCACCGAAACUCCAAAAAGAAAUAGCACAGCUAAAAGCCCCGAUAGGCAAAUAACAGAAACUCCAAAAAGAAAUAGCACGGCUAAAAGCCCUGAUAGACAAAUCACGGAAACUCCAAAAAGAAAUAACACUGCUAAAAGCCCUGAUAGACAAAUCACGGAAACUCCAAAAAGAAAUAGCACUGCUAAAAGCCCUGAGAGAAGUGCAUUUAUCAAAACAAAAGAAGAUACUAGUGAAAAUCGAAGUACACGAGAUACAAUUUCAUCAUUAUCCAAACAGCGAGCCGCUAUCACCACUGUUAAAACUGAUUUUGGAGUAACAAUGAAAAGUACAUCAACGCCAAAAACUACAGUAACAACAACAACAACUCAAUUGAUUUCUGCCCAUAACGCUGAUGACGAAGUGGAGAUCGAAGAAAUAUUUGAUUUACGCAUUUUAGAGACUAUGCUUGAAAAAGCAGUUGGUUACGACCGUAGGAGACGAAUAAGAGCACAAAUUCGAGUAGUGAAACGUCAAUUAGAGACAAACAGCGGAAAAGCAACCAACACUACAACACGUGUUACAAAGAACUUUCAAGAUGUUUUGCCAGCCAAGACACAAAAACAAAGUAAUGUUACUGUUGAAAAAACCGAGUAUGUUAAGAAACUUGAAGUUAAAAAGGAAAGAAGUGUUUCUCCACAAAAAUCGUAUGCAAAUCCAAUUGGCAAUUCUCGAUCUCCUUCACCUCAAAAGACUCUUAGGUCAGUUGUGGAAACUCGAACACCAUUGCCUACACAAAAAGCUGUUCGAACAAUUGAAAAUGAACGAUCUAAUUCACCUCAAAAAACUGUGACAUCAGUUGAGAAAGUUCAAACUCUUUCAUCUCAAAAAAUAACUCCAAUUGAAAAAGUCCGAUCUCCUUCACCUCAAAAGAGUACUCCAACUGAAAAAGUCCGAUCUCCUUCACCAAAAAAAAUGUCUGUUGUCCAGAAACAACAAGAUUCACGAUUCAACAAAAAUGAAAAGUCUUCUCGAAAUUCUACUAUCACCUCUACCUCUACAACAGUCACCAAAACUACCAAAGUAAAAAGUGAACAAGUCAGCAGCAGCACAAACCUUUAUCAAGAACAAAACGUUACUGAUUUGAUUACAUCCAGCUACGGCGUAGGUCCCACUGACGACAAUGGUAGACCGUUGUUCGGAUUGAGAGCUCUGAGGAAAACCAACGCCAAUCAAUCGGUCGUGAGCGAGAACGAUUCGUCGUCGUCUGUCCGUCGCGAAACCGAAUCACCCGACACUCGGGCUUCUGAUCAAAAACAUAAGUCGUUCGGUCUGAGAGCACUUCAAUCCGAGAACACGUAUACGGUACAAGAGUCGUCGAGCACUGUGUACCAAACAGCGUCCGAUCAAAAAGGCGGCGUCGAUCAGUUGAUCACCGACCAUAAGGGCAAACCUCUGUUCGGGCUGAAAGCGUUGCAGAGCAUCGGCAAAAACGAAGAAGAACCUAUUUACGACGACAUGCCGGAACCGCCGGUAUCCCCACAGCUAAAGGAUCUGGUGCUCAAGCACGAAAAACACGCAAAAGAAAGUUCGAAGUUGGAGUCACAACCUCGACAAAAACCAAAAGCAAAAUUCAGAGAUAGUUUUAUACUUGAUACUAAAGAUGAGGGUUUGUAUUCAACUUUCGAAGAAAAUGGAUUUACAGACCCCAACGAAAUUACUUCGUUGCGUUCGAUUAUUAAAAAAUCAGAAGAUGAUCAAAACAGUGAAACUAUAGUUAAAAGUAAAAGUCAAUCAACAGUAUUUCAAUCAAAGAGUGUUAUGCGUUCCGAUGGAUCUGGAAACGUUUCAGUCACACAAGAUUUCUUGAAAGGUGAAUUGUCUUCUGUGAAUGAACAAGAACCAUCAGGAAAACUUACUCGGGGACAUUAUACCUAUCAGAGCCCAGACAAUUUAGAUGCCAAAAAGGGCAUUGCUAAAGUCACUACAGUGACAACAGCUAUCGGCAAAGAUACUGGUCCCCAAAUUACUGAAAUAACCGAAGAGCUCAGUGAGAAUGAUCGUGUUGACGGAAAUAAAGUAGUAAAAAGAAGCCGAACCAAUGAUAAAUUUGAAAAUAUCCAGAAAAGGUUUAGCCAAGAAAGUUUUAGUCAAGACAGCAGGCGUUCGUCCAAAGAAUUAAAUGGACAUGAAAAAUCUGAAGUAUCACCACAAUCCACUCCAAGAUCAAGCUUGGUGCGCGGAGAUUCAAUCAAGGCGCUUCAACAUAAAUUUCAACAAGCCACUGUUUCAUCUAGCUUGAAACAGAACAAAACGGCUAAAUCUGAAAUGUCUAGUAACUCACGACAAGUUGAAGAAAAAACAGUAACUACUAAAGUGAAUACAACAAAAAACAGUGGAACUGCUACAUCCUUCCUUGACAACAAUUCAAGAGUGACUGGUGUACAAGAUGUUUUAACCAGAAUGCGAAAUGCCGAUCUAGUUGUUGAAAGUGGUGAUACCAAUGAAGACAUUGAAGCCCGAGCGUUACUUAACAAAUUUUUGGGUGCAUCAGUCAUCCUUCAUGGAAUGGAACAAGGAAACAAAUUGCCUACUUCAAAUAACACUACAAGUAGCGCUGCGCUUGUUAACCAAGUUGAAAAACAAAGAGCACAGAAAUCUCCUGUGAUUAGGAAGAACCUAAACGAACAAGAACUCGAUAAUAUUUGGGACGAAAAACAAUUACAGAUUUUGUUGGAAUCUUGCCCAGACUACGAUCAAAGGAAAAAAAUCAGAGCCAGGUUAAGGCAAAUCAUGGCAGAACAUAAAGCGUGUACGGACGUCGUCGCCCUGGCUGGCCUUACAGACAACACCACGAGCAACGGAAAAAACGGUGAGUUAUUGAAGCCUAUGUGUAAUUUAAAUGUAAAACCUUUUGCGACCGCGGUCGAUGACUCGGGUACUGAGUCGGGCGAGGAAGUGAACCAAAAGAUAUUGGUGCAAGUGCAAGGGGCCUUGGCCAAUCUAGAGAGCGCGUUGCCGGCCCUGGACCCGCUCAGGCGUUCGUCCGUUGUCGAACUGCUGACGAAACUGCAGACCAGCCUGAAGUUGUCGUCCGUCGACCAGACCGGAAAACCGACGCCGCCGCCCCGGAAGUGCUGGAACCGGAAGACCGCGGGGCGGCAGGACCGACACACGGUCGGCGUAUCGUCCGAGGAGCUGCAGGACGCCAGGCGAUGGCUGGAGGAGAACGGAUACGGCGGAACCGGGACGCCCGCAUCCUCGACACCCGCAGCGGCGUCCGCACGCAACACGCCGCGAAGCUAUGAAGUGGCCGCCCCAAAGACGUUCAGGCCAGUUAAAUUCGUGCCGCCGCCGCCUAAACGCACCAAUCACUUGGCUGAGGACUGCGUCAUACCGGAACCGUCUAGACAUGCGCUGCAGAACUGCAACUCGUUCGCAUGUCCGCCGGCACAGCACGUAAUAGUCGAAGACUUGGACUGCAAGAGACGUAAAACUUCCACCACGACGACUAUAUCGAUACGUGAUUCGUCCGACUCGUCUGCGGGUGGGUCAUCGUCGUCGUCUUCUUCCGGUGACGACGACGACGACGAAGAAGGCAGAUCCGUUUCAUCGGCACAGCGAUUGCUACAGUUCGCGUCCAACGAUCAUUGCCGCAAGUUACGGGUGCAGGGAAAGCGCGUGAAACUGAAACGCGGUGCGGCCGGUGAGCGGGAACGUUCGUCCGGAGACGACGAUGAAUACCGGCCGCGGCGCGUCCCGCACGUCAAGGAACCGCCGGCCACUACUUCUAGCGGCGGUGUGCCCUUGUUCGAACCUAAAACGGCCAACGAUAAGAAAUACUUAGCCCUAUUGCGCCACCAGGCCGAGACGGACGAAAAAGCAGCCACAGCGUCGGCUUACAACCCGUUGCAGGGCAAACUACAGGGAAACUGGGGCAACCGUUUUGGUCGGAUAAAGACGACGUUCGAAAGGAGGGUUGGCGGCGGUGCGACGACCACCGCGUCUGCCGCUGUGUCACCAAAUAGGAACGUAGCGAAAACUUUCUGGCACGACAUUUGCAAAUGUCCAUCGGAUGACAGCAUCAAUUAUUACCGAUCGAAGAAGAUUGCUUCGUUUAAGCCCAACGCCGCCACCGACCAGUGGGCGGGACAGAACCGUGGGUUUUCACACGGCGCCCGGUCCGCGUUCAAGCCGGUUCAGCAGCAGCAACAACAACAACAACAGCAACAACACCAACUUAAACAGCAACAACAGCAGUUCGCGCCACUGAAGCCGGUCCCGAAAAUAGAGACGUCGUUAUUAGAGCCACCCCGAACAGUCGCUUACCCGAAACGUCUGCCAUUGUACAACAGUUCGGUAACCACGGCCCACAGGCCGUUCGUGUACUCAGACGCGUCCGACGAGCCGGUGAGUCCUCCCUCCCCGUAUUACGAAUGCGUGCCGCAGCCGGCCACUGUGGUCAGUCGGGUUAUGGGCAGCCCACAGACGGCCACUUUAGUCAAGAGCAAGCAAAGAUCCGAUCAGGUUGGUGGCGGCCCGACUCAGUUGUAUACGUCGCCGUCGUUAAAAACGAUAUCGGCGCCGGUCCGCCAGCCCGUGCCAGCAGCAUCGUCGGUAAAAGCGAUUUCGGCACAUCACAAAAGUCAGCCUUCUACUGCGCCCAAACCGCCGACUAGGAGUCCGCGGGUGGUGACACAACAGAGGUCGCCUACCACCUCGCCGGUGCGCAUGCCGUCCGUCCUGCAAAAGUCCGAGUCCUGGCACCAGAUGAUCGUAGGCCAGAGCAGAGCGGCCGCUCGGUCACCGCUCCCACACAUACCCGCGGCCGCGCCGGUCAGACACGCGUCCGCCCCGUACGAGGGUUUCAUGCAGUGCAAACGAGAGAUCGCACAGAAGCAAAGCAUUGUACGGCAACACUUGCUUUCCGCCACCGAGUCCUCGUCCGCCUGCAGACGCACGUCUCCGAAAGUGGUCAAACUCAACGACGACAUUGACAAAGUGGAUGACACGUUCGAAAGCCUUUUCAAAGAGGCCACCAGACCGUCCAAAUAG